GAACACGGCUGACCUCUGCUACACACCGAGGGUGUUGUUCCCUUAUGCCAUAUACAGUCAAUGUUUCGUCAGUCGUAAAGAGCAUCAGCAGAGUAAGAAUACCAGUUCAGAGAUUGCUGUGAGGAAAUAAUGGAUGUGUUGACGGAGGGUUCCCCCUGCUGUAGUGUGUCAAGUUAUCUGCUACUUGGUGCCAUCAGUCUGGGGCUGUAUUUCAUCUAUACUAAGGUGGUGAACAGGGAGUCCUGGGAGAAGUAUGGCGUCAAGCACAUCAGCAUGACUAGAGUUAUCUUUGAGGAUUUCAGGAAAGCAGUGACGGAUAUAAUUUUAAAAGAGGGCGACACGGUUGGCUUGAACAUUGGCGGGCUGAUGCUGGUGACCCGCGACCUUGACAUUCUGAGAAAUGUCAUGGUCAAGGAUUUCAAUAACUUCGUGGACAGGUCCAUCCUCAUCGUGUCCAACUCACCUCUAGAGAAAGGUUUGUUCUUCCUCAACGGCCAGGAUUGGAGGAGAAUCCGUCACGUGACCACGCCCUCUUUCAGCACAGGAAAGCUGAAACUGGUUACCGACUUCAUCCACGAGUCGUCCCUCAAGCUGUCACGUGUGUUGGAAGACCACGCCCGCGAGGGCAAGCUUGUGCCCAUCAAGACCAUCACCGGCCAGUUCACCAGCGAGAUCAUCGCGAGAACGGCCUUCAGCCUCAAUACGGACUGCCUGGGGAAGGCAGAUGACGAGUUCACCAACUACGCUAAGAACGUUUUCAAGGUCAACAGCAAGUUCAUGAACCUGAUCAUGUUGAUACUGUUUCAAGCCAGGAGACUGCACACAUUUUUAGUUAAGAAAUGUAAACUCCAGAUGUUUGACAGCGUUGACGGGAAGGCCGACGAGUAUUUCCAGUCCAUCCUCCAUCGGACCGUUGAAGACAGGAAACAGGCGGAACUAACAGGGAGGAAGACACCGUCAGAUCUACUGCACAAUCUGCUGACCGCUAAGAAGGCUGGUGACAAGAUGGCCGCGGACAAGAUGGACGACAGCACGGAAGCUGCUGGCGACUCCUGGGAUAGGAUACCAAAGACCAUGUCGUACGAGGAACUACUCGGCCAGUCCAUGCUCAUCAUCUUCGCUGGGUUCGACACCACGGCCACCACACUACAAAUGUGCUGUUACCUGUUGGCCAAGUACCCGGAUAUACAGGAGAAAGUAUAUGAAGAGAUCCAGAGAGUUGUCAAGUCUGACCACCCUACGUACGAGGAAGCAUCUCAGUUAACAUACAUGGAGCAGGUCAUCAACGAGACCCUCCGUCUCCACCCUCCCGCCCCCAUCAUCACAAGAAAAGCCGCAGAAACCAGACAAUACAACGGCGUCACCAUCCCAAAAGACGCAGGAGUCAUCAUCCCCCUUGACCUGAUCAUGAAAGACCCGAAACAUUUCCCGGAUCCGGAAAAAUUCGACCCGGAGCGGUUUUCUGAUGAAAAUAAAGCCGCGAGAGAUGCGAUGUCUUUUGUUCCAUUCGGCUACGGACCUAGACAAUGUAUAGGCAUGCGGUUGGCGUACCUGGAGCUGAAGCUUGGACUGGUUCAGAUCGUCAGGAGGGUGAGGUUCGAGCUGAACGAGAGAACGGAGCCGACACCUGACGGGGAAAUCAAUAGCAAGUUCCAGGGGUUUGUGGUUCUAGACAAGCCUAUCAUGCUGGAGGCUCGGCUCAGGGAGUAGCCGACGUCUGUAGAGUGGUGGUGGGGGGGGAGCAGUUGGUUAAGCACUCUUUUACUUAGUUAACACAGCAGAAGGGUGUUCUAUUACAGCAGGGGUAGGGGUCCUGGAUGCGGUUAUUGAAGUCGUAUUCACAUAAGGUCUAGAACACGAGUGGGUUAACGAAAUGGUGUUAUUGCUCAACUACAUAGUAUACUAGCCUAACACGUUUUCCAGGAGAAUCCAAAAGCAAUGAAUAUAAAAAAAAUUAACGUUUUUCCAGCUACAGUAAAGCCAUAAAGAAAGCAUAACGUGAUAUAUUUUGCUAAAAAGGUCCAAAUCUUGCAGCAUGGCCAUCAAUGAACGAACCUAUUCACAAGCUCGUAAUUAGUUAUUUUUAGUCUUUAACUGCUCAACAAAUUUUAACAACUCGAAAUCUUCUGUCGUUCUAUGCAAUAUUGACCUGCAGAUUUAAAGUAUAUUGUUUUUGAUGCCAUAGCUUUAUGUAAAUACAAAUUGUAAAUAAAAAAUUAAAAUUUGAUUAGUAGAGUCACAAGGCGCGGGCUGGGCUGCGAACCACACCGAGCGACACCAUCUAAGAGGGUGACACCAAAAUGAAAUAUUGCUAAUUAUAAUAAAAACUCCGCGUUUUACGGUUUGUUUAGUAUAAUAAAAUAUACCAUCCGGUACAGGGUGACACCAAAUUGCCUUAAUUUAAGUAUAGCAUACAUGUAAUAGUUGAUGAAGGCGGGAUAACACUGUAUAACCACAAUGGGUAGCACACGACCUAGUGACGCCACUGAACUUGAUGAAGAUUCGGUUAUGUAAAAGCUACUGGAAAUCUACAAAAGAAGCAUUUGUUUAUUUUAUACAAAUUAAACUUGUUACU
Messenger RNA from Physella acuta, 2575 nucleotides. RefSeq names its product putative cytochrome P450 6a14. Gene Ontology annotation, molecular function: heme binding; oxidoreductase activity, acting on paired donors, with incorporation or reduction of molecular oxygen; monooxygenase activity. The record is from RefSeq and is a predicted model, not a curated record. Lineage: Eukaryota; Metazoa; Mollusca; Gastropoda; Physidae.